GGAAAGGAGAUAAGAGAUGAAGGGGAGGGGAGGAGGAGGAGUAAAUCAGUGUUGGAGACUCUGACGCGGAAGAAGAAUCAGCCCCGGAGAAGGAAGAAGAAAAAAAAACCAAAAUGAGAGCAACCCCCUCCGGCUCACUUCACACUUGUUGAAUAACAUUUGUCUCCAAACCCUGCGGCGAGUUUCGGACAUUUCCCCAGCCGGUUUGUCGUGUCUUACUCUGAACGUGCAUGUUUCCGGCUGCAUGGCUCAACGUUUUGACUGAAAAUAAACAUCCAUUUCAAAGACUUCAUACAGCCGCAAACACCCGGCAUCCAGCUUUACCGGAUCGAUAUUUCAUAUUUUAUUUACCCGGCUUCCCAAAAGAGGGGGGGCUUCGGGAACUACACCGAGCACGGAGCUCUCCUCGGUGCAGCGCCGCUGGGUGGCACCGCUGUCUCCGGGCGGAGGGACUCGGCUCUCUGUGCAUUGGACGGAUCUCUGAGAAAAAGACGACGAAAAGGCUUACAAACCAACCUUUACUGCCACUGUGGAACACCCACGCUGUGUUUCAGGAAGGUGGAUACACUAUUAAUAUUUCAGGAGUUUUGAUGUUUGAUGUUGCCAGCCUAUGAGGCGGGAAGCUCUGGGUAAACACGCCGACAGCAGCGCCCUCACCGCCGGGUAGCACCGCUGGGUGGCACCGCUGAAUCCAGCCGGUGGAAUCAUGAUUCUGAUUCUCCAGUGUAGGGGUUUGAAAACUAAUCUUGUUUGAACACCAAAAGUCGUGACCUGGUUGCCUACUCUUUAUUGUAGGACCUGGAUAAAAAAGCUUCUGAAGCCUGGGGGGGAAGCGCCAGGACACAUACCGAGCACGGCGCCCUGCAGCCGGGGCUGCACCGCUCUCUCCGGCCCGGUGGGAUGUUUCGCCACCGGGGGUGGAAUAUUUAUUAGCCAUCCAGGCUUUUCUGCAUCACAAGUGAACACAGUAACACCCCGUGUUGUCGCAAUCGUGUCGGUGAGUUUGUGUGUUGGAGGACAUGGCGGACUCCGGCUGGGCCAGACCGGCGGACCCUGACGCCGCGGACAGCCGGACAACGAGCCCUCUGACCGGGAAGAAAAGGGCGCAGCAGUCCCCUGGUGUCCGGCCCAAGCACCAGAGCUUCGCACCGGGCCACUGCCUCAAGAAAGUCACCCUGACCAAGCCCACGUUCUGCCACAGCUGCAGCGACUUCAUCUGGGGUCUCAUCGGCUUCCUGUGUGAAGUGUGUAACUUCAUGUGUCACGAGAAAUGCCUGAAGACGCUGCGCUCAGCUUGCUCCUGCAUUACUCCGUCUUUGGUCCGGGUUCCCGUGGCUCACUGCUUCGGUCCGGCCGGUCAGAAGAAACGCUUCUGCUGCGUCUGCAGGAAACACACGGAGGGAAACACGGCGCUGCGCUGCGAAGUGUGUGAGCUGCAUGUCCACGCUGACUGUGCCAUCUUCAGCUGUGCAGACUGUCGCAGUUCUCACCUGGACGGGACUCUGCAGCCGGAUACGUUUCACCACCACUGGAGGGAGGGAAACCUGCCGUCAGCGGCGAGGUGUGAUGUGUGCCGGCGUUCUUGCGGCUCGUCUGACGUCCUGGCCGGGAUGAGGUGUGAGUGGUGCGGCCUCACGAGCCACGCGGCGUGUUACCUCGGCGUGCCGCCAGAGUGCACUCUGGGACGUCUGCGCAGCAUGCUGCUGCAUCCGGCCUGCGUCCGCCUCGACUCCAGAAACUUCAGCAAGAUGCACUGCUACCGCAUCACCGAGAGCUGCAGCCAAGAACUGGAUAACUCGGAUGAUGUCGACUCGUCUACGGCUGCAUCUAAAGACGCUCAGCCUGCUGCUGCAGAGCCGACAGGUAAACAGUUUGUGAAGGUGUUUGACGGAGAUGAUGCAGUCAAGCGCGGCUGCUUCCGAUUGGUCUCCAUCCAUCGAGCCACGAGGAAAGAGGAAGUGGUGGAGGCGGCGCUGAGGGCCUUCUACCUCCCCGAUGAACCUCUGGGCUACGAGCUGCAGGACGUCGGCGGCGUGCAGCGUCUCCAUAGCGACGACAUCCUCAACCGCAACGGCGGCCCCGACAACCGGAGCUCUCCGAAGGAUGGAGGCGACGCCUGGCUGCUGAGGGCCAAGCCCCGAGACGCUGAGGACAUCAGGGUGUACGCCGGCUGGCCCAGGUCAGGUGCAGCCUUCGUGUCCGUCUCCGUCUCUAAGAACAGCACAGCGGCUUCGGUCCUCAACGAGGUCCUCGGUCUGCUCCACAGACAGGAGGAAGACGCGUCCGGUUUCAGUCUGCUGGAGGUCUGCAUGAGCAGCAAGCAAGUCCAGAGACAGACGCUGAGCCCACAGGAGAAGAUUCAGGACAAGCUGCAGGAGAUCAGAAAGGUGAGACGGUUCCAUAGCAACAACCUGAGGGAGGGAGUUAAUGGGAUAUCGUGUGCCGUGGCGUUGCAGAUCUCGUGUUUCUCUGAAGCCGAGAGGAUCUACAUGUUGGCCAAAGACACGACGGUCAACGGCAAGCCGCUCACUGCGCUCGUUCUCCCGGAGAUCGUGCACAGCGAGCUGGGACCGGACGUCUGUCCUCUGCUGGUGUUUGUCAACCCGAAGAGCGGCGGUCUGAAAGGCCGAGAGCUCCUCUACAGCUUCCGGAAACUUCUGAACCCUCAUCAGGUCUUCGACAUUACCAACGGAGGGCCGCUGGCUGGCCUCCACACCUUCCGGGACCUUCCCAGGUUUCGGGUGCUGGUCUGCGGCGGCGACGGGACGACGGGCUGGGUGCUGGGGGUCCUGGAGGCCGUCCGGCACAAACUGGCGUGCCGAGAGCCGCCGAUCGGCAUCGUCCCGCUGGGAACAGGUAACGACUUGGCCCGUGUCCUGCGCUGGGGGCCCGGUUACAGCGGCGAGGACCCCCACCACAUCCUGGUCUCUGUGGACGAGGCCGACGAGGUUCUGAUGGACCGCUGGACCAUCCUGCUGGACGCGCAGGACGUCUCCGAAGACGGGAAGGACAACGGCUUCCUGGAGCCGCCCAAGAUUGUGCAGAUGAACAACUACUUCGGUCUGGGAAUCGACGCGGAGCUCAGCCUGGACUUCCACCAGGCGCGAGAGGACGACCCCGAUAAGUUCACCAGCAGGUUCCAUAACAAAGGCGUGUACGUGAAGGUGGGUCUGCAGAAGAUCAGUUACAGCAGGAGUCUCCACAAAGAGCUGCAGCUUCAGGUGGACGCUCAGGACGUCCCGCUACCAAACAUAGAGGGACUGAUCUUCCUCAAUAUACCCAGCUGGGGUUCUGGUGCAGACCUCUGGGGAUCAGAGGUCGACGGUCGCCAUGGGAAACCGAGCAUCGAUGACAGCCUGCUGGAGGUGGUCGGGGUCACCGGGGUCGUUCACAUGGGCCAGGUGCAGAGCGGCCUGCGCUCAGGGAUUCGUAUUGCUCAAGGGAACUACAUCAGGCUGACGGUGAGCAAACCCAUUCCUGUCCAGGUGGACGGAGAGCCGUGGAUCCAACCGCCAGGACACAUCAUCAUCUCUGCUGCCGGGCCAAAGGUCAGGAUGCUGAGGAAGUCCAAGCAGAAGCAGAAAAAGUCUGCCGCUGGCUCUAAGGACGGGCGUUCAGAGAGUCCUUCCUCCAGAGGCGGAGGACACUGACCGACCCGCCAGCGUUCCUGCCUUUAACCUGCUCCCCCCGCUGCACCUCGGCGGCCAUUUUGGUGCCAGCGGCCGGCUGUGGUUUCACGCAUAUGUCUGACGGGCGGCAGAACGACUGGGAGACUGGGAGGUUUUAACGUUUACAGCCUGCACACGGUGGGAGGAAGACCUGCAUCGCCUCACGUUUGGUCCAGUUGGAAUCACAUUUCCAUCCUGCUGACCGAGCACUUAUCACUUACAGAGUUCACACUGUUAAUGUUCAGCAACUAAAACGUACUUUUUUGUACUUAAAACGCAAGAAUAUGAAGUAAUUCAUAGAUUUAAAAUAGGAGUUUAUUUGCUUAGAUUUAAAAAGUAGACAAUUUCUCAGUGUGGAUAAGCUUCGGAGUUGAACAAAACAUAACAAGUUUUCAACAGAAGUUGGUAAAUUUCUGUGCAGAUGUGACUGUAUAUGUACAGUAAGUAGCAGUAGACUCAGUCCAGUGUCAGUUGAUUUAUUGUAAUAACUUUAGUUGUGAAAAUAAUGUGCAGCUAUCGAGUGAUUAUGACCUCAGUGUUGGUCGCGUUGUUAGAAAAUAUAAAGAAAAUGAAUACUGAAGCGCUCCUGACAGGCAGUCUCUUUAACCCUCGUGUUGUCUCCCCGUCAACCAUGAAAAAAGUUUUAGUCGCUUUUUUUAAAACUUUCUUCAACAUUUUUAUUGCUUUUUCUGACAUUUUUGUCACCUUUUCUGAC
Perca fluviatilis (European perch) is the source of this 4383-nucleotide messenger RNA. Its product is annotated as diacylglycerol kinase theta. Gene Ontology annotation, biological process: lipid phosphorylation; intracellular signal transduction; diacylglycerol metabolic process. Gene Ontology annotation, molecular function: ATP-dependent diacylglycerol kinase activity. The transcript is spliced from 22 exons. The coding region runs from base 1020 to 3650 and encodes 876 amino acids. The record is from RefSeq and is a predicted model, not a curated record. NCBI's taxonomy places the organism in Eukaryota, Metazoa, Chordata, Actinopteri, Perciformes, Percidae.